CUCCUUCACCACUCCCUCACCAUGCGCCCCACCUCUCUGCUGAGCGUCUCACGCUCGCUGCCUCUGCUCCAACAGCAGGCGGCUUCCUCAUCGUCAUCAGGAGCGGCUUCAUCUCCCUUCACGACGGCGCAUCGCAGCUAUGUCAAGUCGCUCUACAAGCGAUACCUCAAGAACGAGCUUGACUGGGUGAUUAGGAGGGACAUUUGGAGGGACAGGGCGAUUGAGAUUCGUGCAGAGUUUGAGCGCAACAGGCACAUUCGCAACCCCCGUGAGCUCGCCAAGGUCCUCGAGGCUGCGGAGGAGCGAUUGGCCAGCCUCGCCCACCCGGACCCUUACAGGCCGCCCCUCGCCGAGGAUGGAACCAAGUGGGAGCGUAACAUGCCGCCGCCGUACGUAUGAGGCGAUUAGGCCAAGCUGGGCAGUCGGAUCGUCGGAGGAAUGGGAGGGGGGCAUGGCCGGCUCACGUACGACAGCGUCGAGAAAAUGUAGGCAGAGGCAGCCAGGUCAGAUGCAAAGGAGAUACUCAAU
This is a messenger RNA of Jaminaea rosea, 528 nucleotides long. RefSeq lists its product as hypothetical. The coding region runs from base 22 to 399 and encodes 125 amino acids. Gene Ontology annotation, biological process: mitochondrial electron transport, NADH to ubiquinone. The transcript has 3 exons. The record is from RefSeq and is a predicted model, not a curated record. Lineage: Eukaryota; Fungi; Basidiomycota; Exobasidiomycetes; Microstromatales.